UCUACUUUGUUUCUCACCUUUCAGUUUCCAGACUCGUUUAUGGGAUCUCCGCCGAUUAGAAGUUGGAUCUUCUCUUGACAAUCUUGCACAACGCCGAGUAGUAAUUUCUGCAUAUUUCUCUCCGCAUACCGGGAGAAAAAUCCUCACUACGGCACAAGACAAUCUAAUUCGUGUAUGGGAUUCAAUAUAUGUCAACAUGGAGUCACCAAGCCGUGAAAUUGUACAUAGCCACGAUUUUAACUGCCAUUUGACUGCUUUUCGAGCUGAAUGGAUCCCAAGGAAUUCAACUUCGACAAGUUGGAGGUUGAGACUGAUGCAAAAUCUUUGGUUUUCAUGCUUGACACUUCUAGUCUCAAUCCUCAUCCACAUCAUGAAUUGGCAGUUCUUUUGUCUGAUGUUGCUGACUUGCUAAAAAGGAACUGGUCUGUCUCUUUCACUCACAUUCCAAGGUCUUCAAAUAUGGUUGCUCACAUGUUGGCAGUUUCGGUAAUGGAUAUGGCUGUGGGUCACCAGUCGCAUCUGAUGAUCCCUCCUAGUGUUAAGAAGUGGUAUGAAUCUGAUCUUCAAGUUUCAAACCCAGUGGGUGACUGCUCUACCUCUACUGAUGUGUAGUUGUUCUCUUAGAUGAUGAUGUUUUUUGCUAGUUUAAUGGAUUUGCUAACCAGGGCACAAGUGGAUUCGAAGAAGUUCCUUUUGUUGUGUUUGUUGUAUGAUAUAGGCUUCUUUCUCAUAUAUAUAGCAAUGAUUUGUGUUAGUUUUAGCUAUGGGAGCUUUAAGUAGUGGCCUCCUUAGAGGGGCCCUGAUUUGGGAAUUAAGUCCUACUUUUGUAAACAUUAAGCUAAUUUAAUAUACGAAAAUGAUAAAGGUCGCAACAUGCGACCUUUAAGCCGUGUCACAAUGAUGACAUGGCAUGCUUAUGUGUCAUUAUUUAAAUUGAAAAAU
Molecule: messenger RNA, 942 nt
Organism: Spinacia oleracea (spinach)
Lineage: Eukaryota; Viridiplantae; Streptophyta; Magnoliopsida; Caryophyllales; Amaranthaceae
Exons: 2
Coding region: 268-612 (114 amino acids)
Molecular function (GO): nucleic acid binding; RNA-DNA hybrid ribonuclease activity
Source: RefSeq, a predicted model, not a curated record